AGGAGAACAGGGUGAGCUAAGGGAGGGGGAAAACGGCGUAUGCUUGUAUACAACAACCCCUGAUUUCCAUUUUUUCCCCAACUCGUAAUGUAUUUAAUUCAAGUGAAACGUAAUCAUGACGUGUCCUGUCAUUAAUCCGCCCGCCGCCUCUCCCAGGACUAAAGGAGGUGGCCAUCAAAGCAGUGUGUCCCCCGUCUGCCAAGGAACUGAAACAUGGAAUAGCAGUAAACACACGACUGAGAAUGGAUUCUCCUCCUGAAUGUGUGUUGGCUCUUUCAUGUGAGCUGCCCCAGUCACCCCCAACACUACCAUCGCUGGACCACAGUCCCCAGGCCUCUCCUCACUCUACCUACCACCUCUCCCCUUUACACAGCCCCCUGGACCUGCCCCUAGCCCAUAGCCCCUCAGCCCUCUCCCACACACCAGAACCCCUGUCGAACACCCUAGACACCACCCCCUACUUCCCCUUCUCCUCCUUCCCCCUCAACCACCACAAUGAGGAAGAGGAGGAGGAUGAAGAGGAGCUGUCAGCCCCUCCGUCCCCCACCCCGGCCGUGGCUCUCUUCCUGGGGGGUCUUCCGGAGGUGUGUAGCCCCUCUUCGGAGAGCUCUCCUCCGGUCACUCCGACAUCAUCGGCCCCUCUCCCCGGGUUCGGGGCCCUGGAGCUGGCCCUGUCCUCCGGGCAGCAGGGUGCCACCUGUAGUGAUGAGCUAGACCUCCAGCUCUUCCAUAAGGAUGGGGGGAGUCUGUUAGGGUCUCUGCCUGGGAGGAAGGGUGUUUCUAGGGGAGCGGCCGGACUCAAGUUCCCCUGUCUGGUUUGCGGGAAGAGAUUCCGCUUCCAGAGUAUCUUGUCGCUCCACGCCCGCGCUCACAGUCUGGACCGCGACCGCCGCGCCUCAGCUCUGUACCGCAACACCGGCACCAUGACCGGGAGCAUCAUUGGGACGGGGUCCACGCCGCAUCUCAAAGCCCACCAGAACCACAACGACGUGGGACAGAACCACCACAGCCACCGCCAGAGUCCCCUGCUGUCUGUAUCUCUAACCCAGGGACUGAGAGGGGAGGAUGGGGAUGGGGAUGCUCUAGAGGAGGCUCUGCAGAUGGAUCACCAGACCCUCCAGCCGUUCCUAAUGGAUGACAGCACACCGCUGAGCCCUCCGCUGACCGAGGAGGUGCCCCUCUCCCUCACCUCCCCCUACUCCUCUUCCUGCGGCCUGGGUGGCACGGGUCCUGCCAUCUUAGAAGAAGCCGCCCUGGCCACAGCGGCAGCGCCCGCAUUCCGCUGCCACGCCUGCAAGGGUAAAUUCCGCACGGCCUCGGAGCUGUCUCGUCACGUCCGCAUCCUCCACAACCCGUACAAGUGCACCCUGUGCUCCUUCUCUGCCAGCCAGGAAGAACGCCUGGCCGCACACCUCCACGACAGCCACCCCUCCCUGUCUCUCUCCCCUCCGGUGGAACUCCCCGCCCUGCCCCCCUACACCCCCAGACACCCCCCCAUCAUAACCACCACCACUGCCGUCAUCCCCACACCCAUCCCAGACACUCUCGUUCCCACCCCCAACCCGACCCCCACCCUGGCCCCAGGGGCUCCGCCUCUGCCGGCCUUCCGCUGUGAGACGUGCGGCCAGCGCUUCACCCAGUCCUGGUUCCUGAAGGGCCACAUGAGGAAGCACAAGGAUUCUCUGGACCACAAAUGUCAGGUGUGCGGCCGUGGCUUCAAGGAGCCUUGGUUCCUCAAGAACCACAUGAAGGUGCACCUCAACAAGCUGGGCCUGAAGGCAGGUCUGGGGGGGCUGGGGGGGCUGGUGGCUCCUGUGGCCGGGGCUGAACAUAGAGGCCCCAAAGGCUCGGUCACCAGCCAGGGCCUCAACGCUCUCUACUCCAGUCUCUUGCUGGCUCGUGGUGGAGGGGGAGGGGGACGAUCAAGGGCUGAGCGGGACGGCGCCGGAGUCUCUAGUAAAUCGGCCAUCUUGGGCUACCUGGGGUUGCCCAGCGAUGGCGGUGGCGGCGCCAGCUGCAUGGAACGGCUGCAGGCCGUGGCUCAGGUGGCGGAGAUGGGGAAUGGGAGCGGAGGAGGAGGGGUGGGGGGAGGAGAGGCAGCGGCAGAUGGAGGGGACCAGAUAGCCAUGUGGCAGCUGGUAGCCCGUAGCCUAGUAGCAGCUCAACAGGCCCAGCAAGCCCAGCAGGCUCAGAGGCAGAACCAGAGGACCCAGCACCUGCACCGAGCCCCAUCCAGGAGCUCUGUGGUGGGGGAGGCUGAGCAGGUCAGGGCCUACCUUGGAGGUCUGGAUCCCCGAGAGGAGCCUCCGUCCUCCGGAGCCCCAUGGGAGUGCCCCGACUGUGGGAAGCUGUUCCGGAGCCUGCAGCAGGUGGUGGCGCACGCCCGCGUCCACGUCCAGCGGCCCCAUAAGAACCACGGUCACCCCCCACGCUACGCCGGAGGAGGAGAGGAGGAUGGAGGAGCGAGCCAGAGUGGGGGAGGACGAGGAGGAGGAGGAGGUGGGAGAGAAGGUAGUAGCGAGGGAAGACAGGAGUCCAAACUUCAAAGUGGACCUCAACAUCAGUCAGCAGCCGGAGGAGGGUUCCACUCAGUGAUGUCACAGUUCCAAGGAGAGAACGGUCUAUCUGGGUCAUCUUCAGGUUCGUCCGUGACUUCUAGGGAGCGUGUGCGAGGCACAGGGGUGAAAGACUGCCCCUAUUGCGGUAAAGCUUUCCGCUCGUCCCAUCACCUUAAAGUGCAUCUGAGAGUUCACACAGGGGAGAGACCGUAUAAAUGUCCCCACUGUGACUACGCGGGAACCCAGUCAGGCUCUCUAAAGUACCAUCUCCAGAGGCACCACAGAGAACAGAGGAACGCCAUGGGGGCCUCUUCAUCCACCGCCUCCUCUCCCGGCCUCACUUCUGCCUCUCUGGGAGGUGGUGGAGGAGCUCCACGGGGGGAGGGAAGGGAGGGGAUGGCCAAACAGCGCCGGCCCCAGAGCUUCACCCAUGGCUCAGCUGCCAGAACCCCGGCAGAGACCGCAUCCUCCAGGCACAACCAGCACCAGCCCUGGAUCCUGGGCCUUCCUGAGCAGAGAGACAGGGACCAUGGGAAGGCCAUGGGAGGACUGAGGGAGGCAGAUCUGGAGAGCCAGUACCGGUACCUAUCCGGGGUGAUGGGGGCGCUGUACCAGGGGGGGAUGGAGGGAGGGUGGAGGGAGUCCCCUACCUCCACCCCCACCCCACCCCCGCCAAAGGCGCCCAAAGUUUCCCGUCGCAAACCACUCACCACCAGCCGCAUGGUGCCAGCUAACGGGAGGGAGAGGAUGGGAGGGGGAUCAGCUCGGGGCACCCAGGAGGGAGGCUUGUUGUCCCAGCCCCUGGAUCUCUCCCGCCGCCCCUCCCCUGGGCUCGGAGGUCUGGAGGAGGAUGGAGUACCGGGAGGGGGUGGUGGAGGAGGAGGAGCAGGGGUAACCCUUAACCAGUGCCUGUUCUGUCCCUUCCGUACCUGCUCAGCCGAGCUGAUGGCCAUGCACCUCCAGGUCAACCACACUAGCAAGUCCAGGCGUAAGAGGGGGGCCCACAACCCCAGCUCCCUGGGGGAACACGGGCCCCAGAGGCCACCCCAACCCCGGGCUGACCCAGACCCCCUAGCCCUGUGGAGGUACCUGAGCGAGAGUGAAGAUAGGGCCCCCCUCGAGGAAUGGGCCUCAUCCAGGGUGGAGAGGGAGAGAGGGAUGGAGAAUGGCCUCACCACAGAGGAAGUGGACCUAGAGGGCAGCUACAACAUCCACCACCCCCUGCAGGCUUCUAACCAGGCCUCCACCACACCCAGGAACACAAGGAGUGGCCUCGCUGACCUGGGGCAGGAAGGCAAGCUGGAGGAGGAUGGGGAAGAGGAGGAAGAAGAGGAGGAAGGAGAAGAGGAGGAUUUGGAAAGGGAGAGCAGUAGUCCAGGGGAUUCCCCUACAGAGCAUGGGAUGAGGAUGUCUCUCUCCAUGUCAACUGCCCUCGGCUCUGACCGUCUUUCACGAGAGGAGGAAGCAGUGAUGGGAGACUAAACGGGAACAACAUCAUCCUGCAGAGAGAUGGGAAGAGGGAGUUCAACUAGACAGUGCAGAAGUUUAGGAGUCAAAUGUUGGGGGUCAUUAUAUCACUUCCUUGUUCUCUUACAUACAGCAGUUCAGGGUCAUUGACAUGGUAAGUCCGCUGAUAAGUAUAACUAAGGACCACGGACUGAGAUGCACCUCCAUUGAGAGGGUUGUGUAAACAUCAUCUCUCCUAAGGAAAAAAAUCAUACAUUUUUCUCUCGCCUUUUAAUAUUUACAUCCCGGGAGUUCAGUGCAGUCCUCUUGAUUUUCUCAACCAACCACAACCCCCCUUGUACAUACAGACAGUGCAGUGUGAAUCCUUUCUCUUCAGGACUUUUGAGGCCUUGAGUUCUAUAUUCCAGAGUUUCCUGUUUUCCAUUCCAUCUCCUACCAAGAGGGCUAAUUGUGAUGAUUUGCUCGAGAUCGUCCUCUGGCUGCUGUUAAGUCUUAACAUUACUAUGUGAGAACAAAUAAACUGUAACAUUCUACCAUUCCGGAGAACACAAAAAUGAUUUUAUCAGACCUUAUACUUCAUGUUUUGAGAAUAAUACUACUUCUAUGAGUAACGUUGUUGAUUAGUUAUACUUUAGCAGAACAAGUGUCAAAAGAAGCCAAACUUCAUCCCAACUGCCAUUUAGAUAAGAUACCACUUCUUGUCACGUUGACAUUUCAAUUUCAUAUUACGGUCUAUUCAAGAGCACUGAUUCGAUAACCGUGGUUCAACCACAACCAUUCAAGCCGUAAACUCAAACUAAGCUAUCCAGCUGUCUAUAACAAAUAACACCACAGGAGCAACUUUUUACCAGAUGACGAUGGCAAUGAUUAGGGAUAAGGUAACCCCUGACCCUGAUAUCACUGCCUCUCAUUGGUCGGAUUGCUGUUCCGAGGUCACCAUGGGAACAGUUUGUCAUUUCCUGUUUUCCCCUCAGUUUAGUGCCUGUCUAUGUUUGGAAUGUCGUCAAGGGAGUUCUACAGUAUAGCCCUCUGUUUCUGGGCUCUUAUAGGACAAUGAUAUCUGAGAAUACAGUAUAAAGCUAAAGUAUAUAUGUAAAAAAUUGGUUCUAGGCUAUUGUGAAUAGAAAUCUGUAGUGUUAAACAAACAGCUGGUGUGGAUCUUUCUCUUUUCACAAGAGACCGGUAGCAUCUCUAUGUGGAUUCUGUGGAAAAAAUGAUAAAGCACUUAGUUGAUGAAGAUGAAACAUUAAGAAAUAUCCAUAUAAAUGAAAAGAGGUCAAGGUGAAAGGUCAAUAAGUGAAAAGGGAGGUUAAAGGUCAGAGGUCAGGAUUUACAGCAGAAAUACCAGCGUGUUCAGAGUCAGACGUGGGCUAACGGUUAUUUCUACAUUGUCGUGGUGGCCAACGGACCAUUAAACAAACAGAAACUAAGCAAAAGUCUGUUUUGGGGGACACAGGACAGACAGACAGACAGACAGACAGACAGACGGACAGUGCAUCCUGAACACAAUCAGCUGGCACGUCUGGUCAGGUGACCAAGACUCCACGCCCGUGUCACACUCUUUCCUUCCAUUCCUUUUAUGAGGAAAAUAACAGAAAAACAAGGGGAAGGAAAAAUUUAUGAGAGAAAAUGGUGAGUUCCCUCACAGAGCAGAGGACUCAAGAAAGCAAACUGUUGUAGUCUUGGGGUAUGCCGUCUUUUAGAUGACUAGAUUUCUGUCUUUCUUUCUUUUAAGUGAAGAAGAACGGGAAAAAAGAGUAAGCAUUAAAAACAUUAACAAAUCCAUAGAUACAUCCCAGUAGAAUAUGUGUAGCUUUUGUAAAGACAAGAAGAUAAGAAAAAAGGAAAAAAUAACUUUCUAUGUUUAUUUUCAUUUCAAGAAGAGAAGCUUACAGAGAAGGUUAUGAAUAUACAGUAGGUAAUGAUUUUUAAAAAACUAUAAGGCUUGUUGUUGUGAGGAAAAGACUAGUCGGAAUGUCAUGUCUAUAAAGAGCACUGUGCAAGGUUUAUAAUUUUCCAAAGUUGUUGUUUUUAUUUUGACUAUCGAUAGACCAAACUUUUUUUUUUAAAGAAAAUGUAAGGUGUCACUUUCUGUUGGAGUGUAAAGCUGCAGUUCCAAUCCACUCGCCAAUCAAUCAAUCAAUCAAUCAAUCAAGCAUUCAAUCAAUCUAUAAUCCAAUCAAAAUAUUAACAUUGUAUUAUUAAGUGCUUGGAUGAGACUCAAGUUUACAUCACAAUAUAUCAAAAUAUUCAUCUCUGCCAAAUUUUGAUUGAUCAAGUUGUACUAUAGCCACGGUAUUGGUUUAGCGCAUCAUACUACACACAUGUUCUGCACACAGUGAACAAGCAAAUAUUUUAUCAUAAAAACAAUUAAAUAAACUACUUACGAUUGUAAACGUCACUAAAUUCUUUGAUUGGAUAAGUCUUGCCUUCUCGCCCUCCUAACCCCAUUGGUUGACAGCGAGAGUUUGGGAUUGGAACCUCACCCCAUUGGUUGUAGGCGAGAGUUUGGGAUUGGAACCUAACCCCAUUAGUUGUAGGCGAGAGUUUGGGAUUGGAACCUAACCCCAUUGGUUGACAGCAAGAGUUUGGGAUUGGAACCUAACCCCAUUAGUUGUAGGCGAGAGUUUGGGAUUGGAACCUAACCCCAUUGGUUGUAGGCGAGAGUUUGGGAUUGGAACCACAGCCUUACUUUUGUUUUAUGUGCAUUAUGUGUUUUACUUCUAUCCUUAUUAGAGCACCUUAUAUGAGUUUAGCAGUUCCCUAAGUGGUGUUUUCUUAAAGACUUAGGUUGCACCCGUAAUGACACCCUAUUCCCUAUAUGGUUCACUACUUUUGACCAGGACCAUUCCCAUAUAGGCCCUGGUCAAAAGUAGUGCUAUGUGCCCUGGUCAAAAGUAGUGCUAUGUGCCCUGGUCAAACGUAGUGCUAUGUGCCCUGGUCAAACGUAGUGCUAUGUGCCCUGGUCAAACGUAGUGCUAUGGGCCCUGGUCAAACGUAGUGCUAUGGGCCCUGGUCAAACGUAGUGCUAUGUACCCUGGUCAAACGUAGUGCUAUGGGCCCUGGUCAAAAGUAGUGCUAUGUACCCUGGUCAAACGUAGU
Molecule: messenger RNA, 7127 nt
Organism: Oncorhynchus masou masou (cherry salmon)
Lineage: Eukaryota; Metazoa; Chordata; Actinopteri; Salmoniformes; Salmonidae
Product: zinc finger protein 219-like
Biological process (GO): regulation of DNA-templated transcription
Cellular component (GO): nucleus
Molecular function (GO): RNA polymerase II cis-regulatory region sequence-specific DNA binding; DNA-binding transcription factor activity, RNA polymerase II-specific
Source: RefSeq, a predicted model, not a curated record